Molecule: messenger RNA, 1325 nt
Organism: Macrobrachium nipponense
Lineage: Eukaryota; Metazoa; Arthropoda; Malacostraca; Decapoda; Palaemonidae
Product: protein Star-like
Exons: 2
Coding region: 281-1183 (300 amino acids)
Source: RefSeq, a predicted model, not a curated record
GACAUUUGCUUUCGGGCAAUGUCUGAAAGUUUGAAUUUUUAGCAAAUAGUUAUCGAAAUUCUUAUUCAAAAGAUUUUGCUGUUUAAAGUAUAUUUCGUAUUGUCUUGAGGUUCAAUCAGGACCCCGUAAAAACGGUAGCAAUUAUGUAUGUGUUAAGUUUCUAGUUCUCUACCACGCAGUCAACUCGAAUGUGUUUGAUGUUCACAUCAAGUAGUUUUCUGUCGAGACGCAGGACUGGAACAGAGACCUACAGGAAAAGUUGAAGCGCAUAACAAGAAACAUGCUGGUCAACACAGGAUGUUUGAAGCGCACAUGUACACUAGCUGUGUACCUCUUUGUGAUUUUUCAGAUGACAUUGGUGUGGAUGACCGACGACGGCAAUCGUAGAGUCUGGAUUCGAGGAUCUUUACCCGCUAAUAACAGUCGUGUGUUGAACACACUGAGAGAGCGAUUCCUUGACAGCCCUUCCAGCCUCCCAUACAAUUUUUCUAACGAUUCAUUUUACAUCGCAAACAAAAGAGGUUCCUCGUGGCAAUACAUUAACUAUUACUUGAAACAAUUCUUCAUCAAUCAAACCAGCGGUUUCUUCGUAGAGGCCGGAGCUCUGGAUGGGGAAUUUAUUUCGAACACACUGUGGCUUGAACAAACUCUGGGAUGGAAAGGACUUCUGGUCGAACCAGAUAAAGACAGUUAUCGGCAACUCCUCCAGAAACACAGACGGGCUUGGUCCUCCAAUACCUGCCUCUCAAACUCCGGCCAUCCGAAGGAAACUGUUCACGUUGCUGUCAGGCUCAAUGAGGUGUACGAAGGUGUCCCUUGGUAUCACAGGGGUGCUUCACACGAGUUUGGAAUAACUAUGCCGCCAAAGUAUGACCCUUUCUUUGAAAUUUCUCACGAGUCUUAUGCCAUGGUACAAUGCUUCCCCUUGGCGUCCUAUCUGUGGGCUCUUAAUGUAACCACAGUGGACUUUCUGUCGUUGGAUAUCCAAGGAGCCGAGGAAGCUGUGCUAAAGUCUUUUCCGUGGAAGGAUUUUACCAUCAAAGCGGUAGUUGUUGAGAUGUCUGAUAGUCAUCAUAACCUUACUGACAUUAUGAAGGGUGUUGGGUAUAAACUGUUGAACUCACAGGAAAUAGAAUUCGUCGAGGACUACAUUUUUGUGAGAGAUGAACUUCUGGUAAUAUGAUUAUGUAGAUAUACAUAUAUAUCUACAUAAUCAUAUUACCAGAGCCAGGGUCCGGUCAGAUAAGUUCGAUUUAAAAAACCACAGUGUAAAACAGCAACUCCUUAACCCUUACUCCCGAUACCUUCUCAUUACCGGAUAACUA